AUGACUGUAGCUGCCGUCAAUCGCCCGAAAUCCCCCAGCUUACAAACUGGUCCGUCUUUAUUGAAUGAUCUUACUGCCAUAUUGCUUAGAUUCUGCCUCCACCGCGUUGCCUUAACAGGCGAUAUAGAAAAGGCUUUCCUCAACGUGCGACUCAACGAAAAAGACCGCGACUUCACCAAAUUUCUGUGGUUGUCUGACCCGUCCGACCCAGAAAGCCAAUUCAAUGUGUAUCGCUUCACAUCGGUACUUUUCGGAGCUGUUUCCUCACACUUCAUACUCAACGCCUUCGUUAAAACGCAUCUAGAGUCUAAUGCGUCGAUUUCGACAUCCUCCGAUCUCCAACAAAAUAUAUACGUGGACAAUGUUGUAAGUGAUGUUGAUAACAAUGCCGAAGCCGUCAAUUACUAUAACGAAGCUAAUACUUUGAUGAAAUCGUGCGGUUUUAAUUUACACGCAUGGUCCUCAAAUUCCGAUGAAGUCUGCACCCUUGAAAUCGCGACAUGA
Saccoglossus kowalevskii is the source of this 504-nucleotide messenger RNA. RefSeq lists its product as uncharacterized. Lineage: Eukaryota; Metazoa; Hemichordata; Enteropneusta; Harrimaniidae. The record is from RefSeq and is a predicted model, not a curated record.